GCUUAGAUCUCCCCAUCCCCAGAGUGCUGACGCAUUUGCUGCUUUCGCAUCAAUCAGCAGCCUCUACAUGGGUACACUCGCUGCAGAGAGCAUGAUUUGUUUUUUAUCUCAGCCAGAAAAAAAACAUCCCAGAACAUCUGGAUUGUGAUUGCCGCCUUGCACAACAGGGUGACGGUCUGUAGCAUCUACUCUUGUUUCAGCUUUGUCAAACCACAGCGACUGUGUAGGCAUAGGUGAAAAGCUUUGGUGUAAUGCGCUCCUGCACAGGCAGAGACUGUGUGCAGAAUCAAAUGGUGUGUUUUUAUGCAUUUAGGGUACAUAUUAGAGGGCUCCUGAUGAUGUAUAUUUCAUGCAAGGCAUUAUCCUCUCAAAGCAAGCAUCGGCAUUCACUAGAUCUAGUUUUGCAGUGCUUGGGAGAUUUAAUACCGCAGCCGUUAUACAGCUCAGGACCCCUUGCUAUGAGCACUCGCAGCAAUGCAGCUGAGCGUGUUUUCUGGCUGUGGGAUGAAGAAGAGAGCUGAUGUGUGAUGUUGAGCCCUGCAUCUCUCCCCUCUCUCUACAGUCCUCUGCAAUGCUUAAUAAAAGUUGCCGUUUCCUGCUCAGUGGCUCCAGAACGAAAGCGUCUGUUGCCCAGCUAGUUAGUCCAUGGGGCAGACCGAUGCUCCAAUUUAGCUACAUCGUGCAAGAAAGCUGUGAGCUAUUCCAGUCGCUGUUGUGCUGUAGGACAGAGUAGGGCAUGGCAGCUGUAGCCCAGGACCCAGGCUGCAUGGACAGAAGGAUGCUGAAGCUGAAGUCAUCUGCACACUGAUGAGAGGGAGGGAGAGGAAGAAAGACGUCAGAAAAGGCUCGGAUUCAGACAUCACCACUGUUCAGCCACCAUCAUAGGGGGAAAAAGUACUUUCGCCUAUCUAUUACAAAACUGUUUUUCGUGUAUCAUUGUGUAUGUGGCAGGCCGUAGUGAAAGGGAUACCGAACUAUAUCGUUUCCUGUUCUUUGUGCAUCAUUUUCUCUGAUUCACUAAGAUGACUGUAGUGGACCUAUCUAUCCAAACCUGAUGGACAGCACACACCCUUACACUGUGCUGAGCAAGCUCAAUGAGCAGCGUUCACAAGGCCUCUUCUGUGAUGUCACCAUCGUGGUGGAGGAUGUAAAGUUUCGGGCCCACAAAAACAUCCUGGCUGCAUGCAGUGGAUACUUCAGAAGCAUUCUGACAACCUCUGACACAUGCAGCUCCAGCCAAGUCCUAGAGCUUAUGGACCUAAAGUCUGAGGUGUUUGGCACUAUCCUCAACUUCAUAUACUCCUCCAAGGUAACAUUGCUUGCUACAGAGAACCGAGGGGGGCUUUUAGAAGCUGGAAGAAGACUUGGAAUUCCUUUUUUAGAAAAGCUUCUGCAAGAACAGCAGCAAGAUGAAUGUGUUAAAUCCAGAGACUCAUGUGCAAUCACAAAUUCUUCAACAACAAAGAAGGAAGUUUCCAGGCCUGAGGAAACAGACAGAGCAAGAGGGCCUCGCAUUACAAAUGCCUUCUCUAUCACUGAAAUGUGUCCUGGGAACAAUCCUUUCACUCCUCUUGUGCAGAUAGACAAGGAGAGACAGUCGCCAGAUGUGGGACAGCUACCCACAAGUUUCCCUACAAUGUCAUGCAUCAAUGGGAACAGUGAGACAACCCACACCCUCUCUGAACACUCAUAUGCAGUAAACAAUUCCACUGAAGGCAAAGACACCAGUCAGUGGGACAACAGGAAAGUCUGUAAACCAGCAAUAUCCCACUCAAAGCAGUGGCUGUACAGGAACACGGGCCCGCUGAAAAAGCGCCACAGGCUGAGAGGCAUAUUAGGCAGAGGUACGCUUCCAGCACCAGCAGAUCCAAAAACAGAUAAAGCGAAAACAGCAAACCCGGCAUUAUCUGAUGGUGAUUCUGCUGCAGCUUCUGCCACUGUUAUGACACCGCCUGCACUUUUCUCAGUAGCAGAGACAGAGAAGACAACAGACACAGAGCUCUCUGCAGCCACUGACUGUGUUAACAUUGAGUUAGGUCCACCACCACUUUCACCUCAUCCAGAAGACAGCAUUUCAGUCUACAGCUGUGAGCAUUGCCCAGAGAUAUUCCAAAAUAAAGCUCUUCUCUUCAUUCACUCUGAGGUACAUAAAAAGCCUUUUGACUCUGAUUUGUUUUGUAAAUUUUGCCGAAGGAAAUUUAUACACCUUAAACGGCUACACAACCAUGAAAAGCUAUGUCCAAAGGCUGGAAGAGUCCCACAUAAGCAAGGGGCCAGGGAAAUAACAAUGAAAGAGGUUGAGAACCACUCCAGUGACAACUCAAAAAUGGAAAGCACUGCGGUGACACCUUCCUCUGCAGAUCUCUCCAUCCCAAACAUGCCAGGGCUCACUGAAGUUAACCUAACACAGCAACUUCAUGAGGAGAAGACAGUCAGGCAGAGGAUAUACAAUUGCAGUGUGUGCAAACGAGUUUAUGUCACCUUGUCCAGCCUGAGGCGUCAUGAGAACGUGCACUCCUGGCAGAUGGCCUAUCCCUGUCAUUAUUGCAAUAAAGUCUUUGCCUUGGCGGAGUAUCGUACCAAGCAUGAAAUUUGGCAUACAGGUGAACGCCGCUAUCAAUGUAUUUUCUGCCUGGAGACAUUUAUGACUUAUUAUAUCUUGAAGAACCAUCAAAAGUCCUUCCAUGGCAUUGAUCCUAGUCUAGCUGUUAAAAAAAAAUCUGCCAAUGGUGGGCUGAAAGCCAGCGUUUACCCAAUCAAGCUCUACAGGCUUCUGCCCAUGAAAUUUAGAAAAAGGCAAUACAAGACCUACAGCCAGACGUACUCUGAAAGUGUUGAGAAAGGGGACUCUUUAGACAGCAGUACUCUGAUUCCUCCAUUCGAAGAAAACAGCCUGAUCAGCCCCAGCACAACGUCAUUCCCACUUACUUUUAUGGCCACAACAAAGAUGGUCUCCCCUGUCAAGCCUCGCAUCUGCUUUGACCAACCUUAUGACCAAGUUCUUGAUCAAAGUCUCAACUGUGAACAAGAGGAGCAAAGAAGUGCAGAGAAAGAAGCUGGAGGAAGGGAUCCACCAUUCAAUAACUCUGAUAGUAUCUCAGAGCUGCCUAAUUAUGAACCUCCAACGAUGAUAAUGAACUCGGAGCAUAUUACUCAUAGUGUACCAUUCAUACACUCCUUGACUACUGUUAAAAAGUUAGGUGAGCUGUCAGCUUCGGCAAAAAUGGUUGAAGAGAUGACCAAAGAGAUACUCCAAUCUAGCACAGAGGAUCUGAUGCGGGACAGAAGAGUAGGGACAAAAACAGAGACUUACAUUGCCAAACCUGCUUGCCAGGGUCCAUCUUUGGACAGUGAAGCAAAGCCGCUAUGCCAGAUAACAGUUAAAAUAGGCAACGAAGCCAUUAUCCGCCGCAAAAUUAAGGGAUCUAAGCUCUUCCCGAAGAAGAAAAGAAAAUCCAGAGAACGAAAUGAGGAACAGGCCAGGAAUCAGUGCACUCCGCCGAGGGAAAACCCAGAGAGUGCAAGGCUUCGUCUCAGACCAGAAGCCAUCAGUUCCACUGAGACAUAUGAUGAAACCAAUGAUUGUGACAACGCUGAUCAGCUUUGGCGUCCCUACUAUUCUUACAAGGCUAAAAAGAAAACAAAGAAGUUCGGAUACAAAUACAGAAAUGCUUUGUUGCAGCCCUGUCCUGACCUUUCUGUAGACAGAGCCGGUUUUACUGAACCCCACUCUGACAGAUUGCAUUAUCCAACAGAGGAGAGCAGCUUGGGAGGUAGCGUAGGGCCGAAACAUAGUCUUAGCAGAAACUAUAGCCCCAAGCCUACCUACAACUGUGAUAUCUGUGACAGCUCUUUUAUUACAGAGACUGGACUGAAAGCUCAUGUGAUCGGUUCCCAUCCAUAUUUCUGCCGGACCUGCGGUAAACAAGGUCCUCCCGGUGAGGCGCCCUCUGGUGGAGAUUACAUCUGCAAAAGUUGCAUGGAAAAUGGCUCUUGCUUUGACAACACUCCCCAAAGCCCAAACCGAGAGAAGAAAUAUCGCUGCUCAUUCUGUCCCCAACGGUUUUUGUACCUUGCCACCAAGAGAAGUCAUGAGAAAAAACACCAGGAUUCAAUCGAUGACAGUCACAGCUAUGACACCGUCACAUCAUGUUCUACGUACUCAGACCACUCAAGGGAAGGAAGCAAACAAGACACCACCAAAAGAGAAAACAGUAGAGAUCAAGGGGACAUUGACAUAAAAUGUGAAAGCAUAAAAGAAGAACAUUUUACAACUAAUGAAAGCAAGCCAAAAAUGAAGGAUGGAUCUGACUUAAUGACUCCCUAUCAUGUGUCAUGUUCAGCUGUUAAAACUCCACCACCAUCACCGUAUGUGGAUUCACUGCCUACGCUGACAUCCUCAAAGAUGAAACACAAAGCUCAGAACAAGAGGAUCAAUGCGUAUCAUUCUACGCAUCACAUUCCAAAGAAGCAAACUUAUGACAAAGAAGGUGAUCCCAACAAGAACAUAUUGACAGGACCAAGAAAGAAUAAUCUCAUCAAUCAUGACAAAUCCAGCAUACUGUUAAGGAAGACAGACACUGAAUCUAAAGUUGCACACAUUUCGUUACACAGGCCGGAAAAAUGGGUCUGCAAAGAGGAACCCUUCUUUUAAAGACGUUUAAAGACUGCAACUAACUCUGCAAAUGGCAUUUAAGGACAAACUUUUUCGUUGAUGAUAAAUAAAAUAUACAAUGUUUUGCAUUGCAAUUUUUUUUGGACAUAACAAAUCCAACUAUUAUAAUCUAACAUCAGCAGACUGAAAUUUCAUCUACCCAUAAUCCAAUAAUGCAGUUUUUAUUUUUCACAGUUUUCCACCUAUAUGAAGGAUAUUUUUAAAGUAUUGUACAGACUUCUGACACAAACUGUACUUUGUCUUGUGUCUAUGCAUGUAAAUUAAAGUUAGUAACUCAUUGUAA
Molecule: messenger RNA, 4958 nt
Organism: Cyprinodon tularosa
Lineage: Eukaryota; Metazoa; Chordata; Actinopteri; Cyprinodontiformes; Cyprinodontidae
Gene: zbtb38
Product: zinc finger and BTB domain containing 38
Exons: 2
Coding region: 1055-4654 (1199 amino acids)
Biological process (GO): regulation of immune system process; regulation of cytokine production; negative regulation of transcription by RNA polymerase II
Molecular function (GO): protein binding
Source: RefSeq, a predicted model, not a curated record